This is a messenger RNA of Lasiodiplodia theobromae, 3132 nucleotides long. RefSeq names its product Aconitate hydratase, mitochondrial. Gene Ontology annotation, cellular component: cytosol; mitochondrion. The transcript has 9 exons. Gene Ontology annotation, molecular function: 4 iron, 4 sulfur cluster binding; aconitate hydratase activity. The record is from RefSeq and is a predicted model, not a curated record. NCBI's taxonomy places the organism in Eukaryota, Fungi, Ascomycota, Dothideomycetes, Botryosphaeriales, Botryosphaeriaceae. The coding region runs from base 1 to 3132 and encodes 1043 amino acids. Gene Ontology annotation, biological process: tricarboxylic acid cycle.
AUGGAUCAGCAAGCUGCCAUGGACGUAUCCACUUCGCAGCGCACACAACCUGCGCUCAAGGCAGUGAAGAAGAACAAAGUGUCUUGGGAGAACUUACUCAUUGGUGCUGCAAUGAAUGUGUUUCAGGCUUGGGACAGCCUCUCGAGAACAUCAAGACAUACGCAGGUUUCUGCAAAUCGGAACGCGCCGCUCUCUGAAGCAGUGCGGGAAAUAUGGGCCCGAGGUCCCAUCAAAGGCUUCUACCAAGGACUGAUUCCUUGGGCAUGGCUGGAAGCCUCCACAAAGGGCGCGAUUCUGAUCCUGACCUCCUCCGAAGUUCAGUACCAGGCGUCUCACGCGUUCGGACUCUCGCCCGCAGUGGCUGCCACGGCCGGUGGCGUAGCAGGCGGAGCAGCUCAGUCGUACCUUACCAUGGGCAUGACGACGUGCAUGAAGACCGUCGAAGUCACGAGGAACAAGACCGCAGCAGCAGGAAAAAGAGUUCCCGGGACCAUGGAAACCUUCUUCAAUAUCCUGCGCACGCAGGGCAUCAGAGGCGUGAAUAAGGGCGUCAACGCCGUUGCUUUGCGCCAGAUUACCGGCUGGUCGUCGCGGAUGGGCAUUUCGAGAGCGGCCGAGGCACCCAUCCGCUCGUUAAAUGGAAAGGAGCCGGGUCAGAAACUUUCCAUGGGUGAGAAGAUUGCGGCUUCGACGAUUGGCGGUGAUAAGAGUAGACAUGCAAGCGGUCAAGACCGCCCAAACAACAACCAAACCGACGAUGCUGUCAACAGCUCAAUUAAUCUGGCGCGAGAAUGGCUUUCGAGGCUUCUUCCGCGGAGUUGUUCCCCGCAUCGGAGUUGCGGCUUGGGCAACUAUCUGUAUGGCGGAGCAGUCGGCAGAGUUCCCAUGAGCCGAUACGAGCAGCACUCUUUCAUCGACUAUGCUGCCGUGGAUUCCAAGAUCCGUGCAGUCCGAGACAGGCUGAGACGGCCUUUGACAUACUCCGAGAAAGUCAUCUACGGCCAUUUGGAUAACGUAGAGGAAGCGGACAUUCGCCGUGGUGAAUCUUACCUCAAACUCCGCCCAACCCGGAUCGCGUGCCAAGAUGCGACUGCACAAAUGGCACUAAUUCAAUUCAUGUCUGCAAAUCUGGAUACAGUGGCUGUCCCCACAACUGUCCAUUGUGAUCACCUCGUUGUUGCUAAAGAGGGCAGCGAAGCAGACCUUGCUUCGGCAAAUUCUACCAACUUGGAGGUGUACAAGUUCCUUCAGCAGGUGUGUCGGAAGUAUGGGGCAGGGUUCUGGAAGCCGGGCGCAGGCAUUAUCCACCAGAUCGUGUUGGAAAAUUACGCCUACCCUGGUGGCCUUAUGAUUGGUACAGACUCACAUACACCAAAUGCGGGAGGACUUGGCAUGGCGGCCAUCGGCGUAGGAGGUGCAGAUGCAGUUGAUGUCAUGGCUGGUCUUGCGUGGGAGUUGAAAACCCCGAAGGUCAUUGGAGUCAACCUGACGGGAAAGUUAUCUGGCUGGGCUUCUCCAAAAGAUGUUAUCCUCAAACUCGCUGGAGAGCUUACAGUCAAAGGAGCAACAGGCUCCGUGAUCGAGUAUUUUGGUGAGGGAGUUAGUUCCCUCUCUUCCACGGGAAUGGCUACCAUCUGCAACAUGGGAGCUGAAACCGGAGCCACGACCUCAAUUUUCCCGUACACCGAGGCCACGGCAGCAUAUCUCGAUGCUACAAACCGGUCGUAUCUACGGGAGGAGGCCUCGCGCUGGAGGCACAAUUUUUCGGCCGACUCGGGCGCAGAAUACGAUCGAGUCAUCAACAUAGAUCUUUCGAAGCUCGAGCCGUUCAUAAACGGACCUUCCACUCCGGAUCUUGCCACACCAACCUCAGUUUUCAAAGAAGAAGUCAGCAAGAACUCAUGGCCCGAGAAUGUGAGUGCUGGAUUGAUCGGAUCAUGUACCAAUUCUUCAUUCGAGGACCUCAGCAGAGCCGCUGCACUGGCGAAGCAAGCCAUCGAUGCUGACCUCAAGCCUCGAGCGCCACUCUACCUGUCUCCUGGAAGUGAACAGACCAGGGCGACACUAGAGGAUUCAGGAGUCCUUUCUGUAUUUGACCAAGCUGGAGCUACGCUCCUUGCAAAUGCUUGCGGGCCAUGCUGUGGCUCCUGGAAUCGUCAAGAUAUGGAAAAGGGCGUCAAGAACUCCAUCGUCACAUCUUACAACCGAAACUUCACAGGUCGUCUAGACAGCAACCCGGCCACGAGCAUUUUCCUGGCAUCUCCCGAGACAGUUAUUGCCAAAACGUUCUCCGGUCGACUUGAUUUUGAUCCAGCUACUGAUGAGAUUGAGACACCAACUGGCACAUUCAAAUUCAAUCCUCCUCCUCCAGGAUCUCUCCCUUCCCACGGUUACAAUCAAGCAGAUUACGUCUACGCAGCUCCUCCGACGGAGCGCUCGGAAGUUGAAGUAGACAUCUCACCAAGCUCAGAUCGUAUCCAGCGUCUGGAGCCAUUCAAGCCUUGGGACGGCAAAGACUUCAUAGACUUGCCCAUUCUCAUAAAGGUUGAAGGCAAAUGCACGACCGACCACAUCACACCCGCCGGUCCUUGGUUUCGGUACCGUGGACACCUGGAGAAUAUUUCCAACAAUACUCUCAUCGGUGCCGUCAACGCAGCAAACAAGAAAGUCAAUCAGGUCGAGAACGUCUUCACUGGUGAAAUCUCCGGCGUUCCUGAUACAGCAAGAGACUACAAGAAACGUGGCCAGCAAUGGGUGGUAAUUGCAGACCACAACUACGGCGAAGGGUCUUCCAGGGAGCAUGCCGCUCUGCAGCCACGCUUCUUGAACGGGGUAGCCAUCAUCGCGAAGUCAUUCGCACGCAUACAUGAGUCGAACUUGAAGAAGCAAGGCAUGCUCCCUUUGACUUUCAAGAGCGAUGCAGACUAUGGCAAGAUCCAAGCUGAAGAUCGUAUCAGCUUGGUCGGCUUGGAUGCAUUUCAGCCCGGCCAGCCGGUGACCAUGUUGGUAAAGCGCAAGGAUGGCAGUUCGUGGGAGACACAGUUGGAACACACCUUCAAUAAGGAGCAGAUCAUGUACUUCAAAGCAGGUAGCGCGCUGAACUUGAUGGCACAAACUGCCGGGUCAAGUUGA